Messenger RNA from Oncorhynchus keta (chum salmon), 3546 nucleotides. Its product is annotated as FK506-binding protein 5. Bases 182 to 2818 code for a protein of 878 amino acids. NCBI's taxonomy places the organism in Eukaryota, Metazoa, Chordata, Actinopteri, Salmoniformes, Salmonidae. The record is from RefSeq and is a predicted model, not a curated record. Gene Ontology annotation, molecular function: protein binding; peptidyl-prolyl cis-trans isomerase activity. The transcript is spliced from 8 exons.
CUGCACCGGGCUGCCUCAGGACGCCAACACACUCCCUCCUCACUAGACUAAUUAGGGAGAGCAGGGGAGAGAGUCUAAAUUCAUACACUGCUGCUUCGUCCCCCUGCAGUGUAGCCCCAGGGUUUAAACCACACCUUUUUACCUAGCCACAGUUUAGAGAAAAGGAAGUUUGGGAGCUAAAAUGGAGGAGACGUACCUGCUGAACUACCCAGGAGUCAAGAAGAAGAUUCUGGUCGGCGGGAAUGGCCCAAUGCCCCACUUUCCACCGGGGACCAAGCUGGUGUUCCACUUCCAGACGCUGUUGGACAACUUUGAGCGCACUGUGAUUGACGACAGUCGUAAAGCCAAAGCCAAAGUGCCAAUGGAGAUCUUUGUGGGGAAGAUGUUCAAGAUGGAGGUGUGGGAGACUCUGCUGACCUCCAUGAGGAUCGGAGAGGUGGCUGAGUUCUGGUGCGAUGCUGUUCACACAGGCUUGUACCCUAUCGUGUCCAAGGGGAUGAGGCUGAUUGCCCAGGGCAAGGACCCCCUAGAGGGCCAGAGGCACACGUGUGGCAUGGGGAACAUGUUCAACUACAACACUACUGGCUGGCCUGAGCUGGAUGAACUGAUGAGAACACCUCAGGCACUGAUCUUCAUCAUGGAGCUCAUUCAGGUGGGAGACCCCUUCUCGUACAAGCGGGAGUCGUGGAUAAUGGACAAGGAUGAGAAGAUGAAGGAAGUGCCCUCGCUCCACCUGCAGGGCAAUGCGCUGGUCAGACAGGGACACUUCAGAGAGGCUGCCAAGAAGUACCAGGAAGCUGUGGUGCUACUCCGGAUUGUACUGUCCAAGGAGAUGCCAGGUGAUGAGGACUACAUAGCCGUGGACAGGCUCAUCACCCCCCUAGUGUUGAACUACUGUCAGUGCAUGUUGGAGCUGGAGGAGUACUAUGAGGUUCUGGAGCAUACCAGUGACCUGAUACACAAACACAAAGACUGUGUCAAGGCGUACUACAAGAGGGCCAAGGCCCAUGCUGCAGUGUGGAACGAGAAGGAGGCCAAGAGAGACUUCAACAUGGUGGCCAACCUGGACAUCACUCUGGCCCCUCUGGUGCACAAAGAGCUGAGGUUCCUCGCUGACAGACUGAAGGAGAAAUACUGGGAAGAGAAGGAGAAAUACUGGAACUGCCUGGAGCAAGAGGAGAAAGAGGGGAAGAAAGCGGAAGAUGAGGAGAAGGAAGAUGAAGAGGGCAAGAAAGACAAGGAUGGUGAGAGCACAGUGACCAAGGUGAAAGAUAAGGAGAAAAGCAAUGAUAACUCCGCCUCUUCCAAAGAGGAAGUGAAAGAUGUCAAGGAUGACAAGCAGAAUGAGACAGGGUGGAAAAAGGCUAUAGAGAAGGAUGGAACAACCAUUACUGCUACAGUGAAGGAUAAGGCUAAAGUGAAGGAUAGAACUGCCAAUCAGGCUACAAUGAAGGAUGAAACAGCCAAUAAGAGGACAGAGAGCACCCCGGAAACCCAGCCAGAGACCAAUCAGAGUGCUCUGUCUGUGAUAGAGGGGAUGGACUGGCAGCAGAAGUUACGACACAUCAUGUUCCUGGAAAAGGAGGGUAACUUCCUGCUUACAGAACAGAAACACAGCGAGGCCACAACAAAGUUCAAGGAGGCUCUGGAGUACGUGGACUUCAUUCAAAACAAGGAGGUGUGCUAUAAAGACAGGAGGGAGGACUGGGACUCUCUGGAGAAGGUGCGUGUGCCGAUCACUCUCAACCUCAGCCAGUGUCUGCUGGAGCUCAGGGACUACCAGGAAGUGGUGGUACUCAACACCAAGCUGCUCAAGAAACACAGAGAUAACUUCAAGGCAGUGUACCAGCGGGCCAGAGCCCACUCGGCUCUGUGCAACGAGGAGGAGGCCAGGAAUGACUUCCAGAAGGUGGAACGUCUGGAGCCCAGGUUCAAGCCCAUCGUCAAUCAGGAGAUGAAGAGGCUGGGCGAGAACCUCCGGAACAAGCACAUCAUCGACAAGAAGAACUACUGGGAAGCGACAGAGGAAAAGUGGGGCCUCGAGGGCACCAAGACCAAAGCCAGGAAAGUAAAGAAGACAGUGAAGUUUCAAGAGGAGAAAAAAGUAGAGGGGAGCGUUCAGAAAGAAGGGGAACCAGAGAAGACUGUAAAAGAGGGAGGUAGUGAUGGAGUGAGAGAGGAGAAGAAACCAGAGGGAAAAGGAGAGGAGGGGAGUGCGAAGUGUGUGGAGAAAGCAGCCAUUGCUGAGAAAGAGGGAGGCAGUGGGGGAGUGGAGAAGGAUAGUGGGAAAAGAAGAGUGAGUAUAGAGGCAGAGCGAGAUGGACAGGCGGGGUUAGUUAACAGAGCAGGAGAUAAAGAGACCGAUAUGGCACAGACCAAUGAAGGCAGAGAUAAUGUAGCCACAGAGAGAUCAGGGAAGGAUAAGGCUGUGAAAAAGGGAAAAUGUCACUUAACUGCCACCCAGGAAGUAACCAAGGGAAGCACAGGGAACAAAGGCACCAAUGAGAGUACAAGAAGUAAAGCCAUUCAAUCCGAAUCGACCAAUAGGAGUCCAUUAGCCACCGCUGACCUCCCUAACCCACAGGCCACAGAGGUACUUUCAGAGGUAGCUGAGGAGAGAGUCGGGUUAGACACACAGAUCAACAGACCUAACAAAGGAGAGGCAGGGGAAAGCAAAAUUAAUGAAGGGAGUAAAUCAGAGGGAAAGAGUUCUGACGAACAGCUGUGUUCAUCGGAGGGGGCGAGCCACACCAAAUCUGGGGUCUCGACUGGAAACCGCUCUUUCAAGUCCAAGCGUAAACACAAGAAAAAGAAAUGAAGGAUGCUCUGGCAUUGAUAUGAUCGUUAAGAAUCAUGUGAUGAUUCUCAUAAUUCAAUUCAGGAUCAUCGCUUGAGGCAUACACCCAACACAAGCAGACGUUCUGUGUAGCAAAUACAAAUUUUAUUUAUCCUUUUGUACACAAAGAGUAGAAAGCAGCCAGUAACCCACUCGUUAUUAAAAAGGCAUUUCUUUCACAAACGUUUUAUACAGAUUAAAAACCGACCGGGAGGACAGCAAUAGGGAGGAUUGUUAGUACAGUACAUAAACAAUGAAAUAAAUGGCAUUGACACAUUAGUCAAACAAAUCAUCACGUAAUGAGGAGUGGUAAUGUUAGUUUAAAAAAAUUGACUUCAGAUCGAAAUUAAAAUAGAGAUGAUGAGUGUUUUUUUUGUGUGUUUUUUUUCGGCAGCGAGGCAUCUGCCUGUGUCGUAGCAUAGGCUAGUGUAUGUUGUCAUAGCUCUGAUUCCCGUAAGAGUACAGGUGAUUCAUGGCCCUGCCGUGUUACAGAGCGCCAAACAACCCUCGCUGUGUCUCAUAAACGAUGCCAGAGUGCACAGAACUCAAACAUGGAAGGUCUCGCAGCUUGCACGUUGGGAUAAAUGAGCGUGCUCGUUAACGGGUUGACCCCACCAUAUAUAGCAGGGGCACCACCCGUUGGCCAUGUUCUCUAAACUCUCUCUGCCUCGCUCUGUCUCCAGAGAAGAGCGCUUUCUCUUCAAUCCAAC